UCCUAGGAUGGUGAAGGCAUGGCUCGCCCAACUCUGCCUCUGACUGGCUCAUCCUGAUACACUUACCCUGAAUCUAACCAAUAACACUCUUCAUGCCUAAACAUAACCAAUACAAACAAUGAAGGCAACGAGUACUAGCCAAUCAGAGGCAUAGUCGGGAGGGUCAUGUCUUCGUCUUCCUUGGGAAAAAAUAAAUACCCUCCUGUUGAUUUAUUCAGAAAGAUGUAAGCGGAAGUCAUCGUUUGACUCUGACAAACUUGAUGGUGUCGAGCGGCUCUGAGUUAGCAACAAUGUAGAUCCAGGAAGCCCUUUGGAGAGCAUAUUGUCUGUGUGUCCCUAUCAUGUAAGCUUAUGGACAUUAAUUUAUCGCGUCGUUUCUCUGCUGGGACCCAUGUGUACUGCUGUCAACACUGCUGCCGAUGAAAUGGUCCUGUGGUUUCAUCUGAGUCUAAAUCUAGCGGUCAGAGCCAGGCUUCAUCAUUAAACUUUCAAAAUGAGGAUUUUCAUUUCGUCUCUGCUGAAAAACACCAACCCCAAAAUCGAGUAUUACUCAAGGUUUUCACCGUCCCCGCUCUCCAUCAAGCAGUUUUUGGAUUUUGGCAGGGAGAAUGCGUGUGAGAAAACGUCGUACAUGUUCCUGCGUAAGGAGCUGCCGGUACGACUUGCCAACACAAUGAGAGAGGUCAACUUGCUACCUGAUAACCUGCUCAGUCAGCCCUCUGUCCGACUGGUCCAGAAAUGGUACAUGCAGAGCUUUGUGGAGCUGCUGGAUUACGAAAACAGAAAGCCAGAGGACCCUCACGCUCUGAAUGACUUCUUGGAGCUCUUAAUUGAGAUCCGCAACCGUCACAACGAUGUUGUUCCCACCAUGGCUCAGGGGGUCAUAGAGUACAAGGAGAGGUUUGGCUUUGACCCCUUCAUCAGCAGCAACAUCCAGUAUUUCCUCGACCGCUUCUACACCAACCGCAUCUCGUUCCGCAUGCUCAUCAAUCAGCACACUCUCCUGUUUGGUAAUGACACCAACCCAGCUCAUCCAAAACACAUUGGCAGUAUUGAUCCCCACUGCAAUGUGGCUGAAGUUGUCAGGGAUGCCUACGACACGGCCAAGAUGCUUUGCGAGAAGUACUAUUUGGCUGCUCCUGAGCUCAAGAUUGAAGAGUUCAACAGUCCUCCAGUGAAGGCCCCUAAAAAGCCCAUCCAAUCGGUGUAUGUGCCAUCUCAUCUGUUCCACAUGUUAUUUGAGCUGUUCAAGAACUCUAUGAGAGCCACUGUGGAGCUUCAUGAGAACAGUAAUGAGGGAUUACCACCGGUGAAAGCAAAAGUCACUCUGGGUAAAGAGGAUCUCUCCGUAAAGAUCAGUGACAGAGGAGGAGGAGUUCCUCUGAGGAAAAUAGACCGUCUGUUUAACUACAUGUACUCCACUGCUCCUACACCAAGCCUGGAGCCAGGCGCUGUCCCACUGGCUGGUUUUGGCUAUGGUUUACCAAUUUCUAGGCUCUAUGCCCGAUACUUCCAGGGGGACCUGAAGCUCUAUUCUAUGGAGGGUGUGGGCACGGAUGCCGUCAUCUAUCUGAAGGCCCUAUCAAGCGAGUCCUUCGAACGCCUGCCAGUCUUCAACAAGUCAGCGUGGCGGCAUUACAAGACCAGCCCCGAGGCAGACGAUUGGAGCAACCCCAGCAAAGAGCCGCGUGAUGCCAGCAAGUCCAAAUACAAAGCCAACAGAUAACUCGCUAGUCCGGCCCGCUAGCCUGGCCCUUGUCUGGGAGCCUAAAUGUCCGCACUCUGCCUGGAGCAUGUUCGAUGAAAUGUUGCCCUUGGGUAGAAACCUUUGGUUUAGGAUCAGACUCGUUUUAACAUUCCAGUGGUUGAACCUUUGGAUAAGUUGGAUAACCUUGACGUAUAUCUGUACCCAAUGGCAAUUACCUUCAUCAUGCUAGCUUUCAUUGUUGUGGCAUUACCACUUGUUCUCCUAAAACAGACAUUAAAAUGAACCUCUUCGAAAUUAUAGAUCCCCAUUCCCUAACCCCACUUCAUAUCUGGCCAUUUAGCCAAAUGACUCCCAUGAAUCUUUACUAACGUGGACUCCAUUUUCUCCUCUUAUCUAACUAUUUUUUCAAGCUAAAUUCAUUGCAUCACGGUUAUCUCUCCCGCCGUCACAGUUUAGCUUGUCCUGGGUUUGCUGACUCGUCCACGGCUCCCUGUGGCUGAAUAAGCCUCGCACUGCUGAUUGAGUGUCUUUCUCAUCAUCAGUGAAGGCUUGUAUUCUGUUUCUCCCUCUCACACACAAGCAGAAUCGGGGGGGGGGGGGGGGGGGGGGGGGGGGGGGGGGGUGAGUUUCAGUGCAACUGGGGAGAAGAGGAGGUUUAAUUUCCUUCCUUUGGGAGACACUUUUGACUGAACGCACAAGUAGGCCAGUGUGUCAUUGGCAUAGUAAAGACUUGUUUUUGUUGCACUCUAUUUAAACUUUGGGAGGGGGGGAUCAUCUAGUUUGCUGCAAUGUAAAAGAGAGGAAAUUAUAGCUUUGUUUGGAAAAUAACAGGAAGCAAUGCAUCAGAAAUAACUUUAUUUUGAAAAAUAUAGAAGUCAGGAUUUAAAUUUUAUGUCAGUGAGAGAAAGCCUCACUUCUGAAUAUGUAUAUUUAAUGUUUUAAAAAGUCUGCCUUGAAGGCUCCAUUGGAAUAAUAAGAUCCUUUAUAAAGGGAAAAUGUUAAAAAGGAAGUUUUUUUGUUAAUCUUUUAGUACAAACAUCCACCUUCAGCAAUUCUAACCCUCAUCAGGCCGUUCUGCUUGCAAGCCGCAACUCGACUCAAAAGUUAACCAAGCUCUGCAGCAUAUUUGAGCAAACACUAAAGACCAAAGGAGUGUCUUCAGGACGCUCAUGUAACGCCACCAUGCCAGCUUUGGCAUGUAGCAUCUACUGCACCAGCAUCAUGUAUUGUACGAGCCCUCAGAGAGGGAUUUGGACCUGUUGCAUCUAAUGAGGACUGUGAAAGCAGGAUUACAUCAGCACACUUUCUUCUUUCCAUACGUCAACCUGCAAACAGCAUAGACUGGCCACAGUGGACACAGAGCAUGCUCAGAUGUCGCUUGGACUCCUAACAUUGCUGUACCCUGUCAGCCUCGCGUCUUGCUUCUAGUAUUAUUAAUCUUAACAGUCUUCUGAAUGAGUUUGAACAAAGCUUGUGUAUUUUAACAAUGUGCUAUUGUUUUAUAAUCAUAAGUUGAAACAACAAAAUUAGAGGAUGCAGCUAAAAUGCAAAAGAAAUGAAUAGCAGACAUGUUGUUAUUGAUUUUAUCCAGGAACAAAGGCACCAGGAACUACUUUUUCAGCAUUGUAUACUGUUUUCUUCUGUUUAUUUUUUGACAUUGGAACAGGAUUACUUUUUAUGAUCUUUUGAUAAUUUUUCUGAUUACUUUUAAAAGUCUGUGGACCAGCCACUUCAUGUUUAUUUCUUUAUACUAUAGGAAACCAAGCAGCUUAUAAAAAAUGGAGUGUUUGGAGAAGCCAGCAGGAUAAAACGUGGUCUCGGUACUGAAAAUAGCGUCAAAUCAUCAGAUUUUUGUCACAAUAAUCAUAUUCAGGAACUGAAUUAGCGCACUUUACUAACAGUACACAUAUAUUUUUCCUUCAAAUAAUAGUUUAUACUAUCAUUUAAGACCUCUAUUAAGUAUUUCUGUAUUAAUAGAAGAUAGAGUGUUUGAAAUGAGUGAAAUAGACCAAAUCUUAAUGAAACAUUGCCCAAACCUGGACCCAGAGGUUAGAGCUUUCCACAUCGGCUAGACAACAGGGAAUUUCAGAUGAAGUGACUUCCUUUUCUCAUCUCCUUCAGAGCUCCAUCUGACGUGAAAAGAAAAGGCGCGUAAAUGAAGACACUUGAGAGACGCUUCACUAUGGAAAUAUUCCUCAUCCUGUAGGUCCUCAGCUUUUAGCCACACUGUAAGAUUCCAUCACUGCCAAUGCCUUCGUAACCUGCCAGUCUAACUGAGUGACUCUCAGUGGCACCCCUGCUGUAAAUGAAGUGCUGUAUUGUAGAGACAACUGUCCUCAUUUAAAAGCCUUGGUUCAUCGUGUGUGAUUUAGAGGCCCGAGGAUCUUCCACCUUCAGUUGUUGUCAACCUCUACUGUUAAAGACUGUCUGUGUACCUAUGGUGUGUAUAUAACUACGAAUAACGUAUUUGCUGUAUACUGUAUGCAGCCAGUGUGGAGUGAUCGCUCUGUUUCCCCUCCUAGUGUACCUCCAGCUUUAAAAAAAAAAAACAAACAAAAAAAAACAUUUGUAUGCAUGAGCUCCUCACUGUGGAGGCAGUCGUGCAAAGAUAUGCAAUUAAUGCGACAUCAAGAGGCACCAAAAGAGUGCUAGAGCAGUCCAACAAUGUGAUUCAGCAUGAGAUCAAAUUACAGUAUCUUUUGUCAAAAUUGACAAUAAAGGAAAUUGCUGUUGUGUGUGA
Scomber scombrus (Atlantic mackerel) is the source of this 4448-nucleotide messenger RNA. It is a transcript of the gene pdk3a, whose product is annotated as pyruvate dehydrogenase kinase, isozyme 3a. The record is from RefSeq and is a predicted model, not a curated record. The transcript has 11 exons. NCBI's taxonomy places the organism in Eukaryota, Metazoa, Chordata, Actinopteri, Scombriformes, Scombridae. Bases 494 to 1726 code for a protein of 410 amino acids. Gene Ontology annotation, biological process: regulation of glucose metabolic process; protein phosphorylation. Gene Ontology annotation, molecular function: pyruvate dehydrogenase (acetyl-transferring) kinase activity. Gene Ontology annotation, cellular component: mitochondrion.